Molecule: messenger RNA, 1426 nt
Organism: Saccoglossus kowalevskii
Lineage: Eukaryota; Metazoa; Hemichordata; Enteropneusta; Harrimaniidae
Product: TPR repeat-containing protein DDB_G0287407-like
Cellular component (GO): Cul4-RING E3 ubiquitin ligase complex
Molecular function (GO): protein binding
Source: RefSeq, a predicted model, not a curated record
AUGGGGUGUGGAGCAUCCAGAAGUUUGAGCUAUGAAGCCGACGCAGAGCAGCUGUGGGAGAAAGUCACACGCACCAUUGACGUCAAAAAACGUAGUGGUAAAGACCAGAAUCUGGUUGAGAGAAGAACCGGUUGGAAAAUUAUUAGGAUUUUUGUUUCUUCAACUUUUAAAGAUUUCCAUGCAGAGAGAGAAGCCCUGAUUAAACAGGUUUUCCCUGACCUGAGACAGUGGUGUGAAAAACGCAGAUUAAAACUUGUUGAGUGUGAUCUAAGAUGGGGUGAUCGUUUCUUCAAGUAUAAAUGUCACUAUAAUGGAGUGGACGAGGAAACAAAAAAAGCAAAAAUGAAAGGACUUGAUGGGACAUUCACCAGCAAGCUUGCAGACUAUGUAGUUGGUAUAGCCAUAGAUGUGCCUCUGAUUCUGCUCGGUGGGCCUGGUAUGGGAAAGUCUUCUAUCAUUGCGAAAGCUGCAGAGACUGCUGUUAACGAAUCAGAAAACAACAAAAUUCCAGGAGGUGGUGAGAAUGGUUGGUAUGUAUUCUUUCAUUUUGUUGGUGCAAUCCCCGGCUCCACAGACUUGGAAAAGACGUUAAAAAGAUUUCUGAGAGAGAUGAAAAUUUGCACUGAUGCCAAUAUGCCUAAAGACUAUGAGACAGCAUCACAGCUAACUAGUAGUGUAUUAUCUAAUCCUAAUACCAGACCUGUCAUUAUAAUUAUAGAUGCGGUGAAUCAGUUUGAUGAAGAAAAACAGUCAAAUAUUUUAAGCUGGCUUCCACGAAAAUUGGCUCCACAAGUCAGGGUGAUUUUGUCUAUGAUUAAUGAGACUGCCCCUCACAAUAUAUUGAAAGAAAGACCUAAACUGCCGAUAGAAAUAGAAGUCACUCCCCUGGACAUCAAUUCCAGAAAGGAAAUAGUUACUGAGAUACUGGAUCGAUCUCACAAGAGAUUAGACAAAGAACAAAUGCAGUUUAUUAAUGGCAAAAGAAUCAUCCCAGAAUCCUUUGUGGUUGUCCAUAGCAUGUGAAGAAUUGCGAGUGCAUGGAGAAUACGAAACAGUCAGCACGAAAAUAAAUGAACUAGCAGAUGGAUUAUUAGAACUUAUUGCUCAAGUUCUGAACAGAUUUGAAAAUGAGAAUGGUGGCAAUUUACUGGUAGCAACGCUGUGUCUAUUAGAAGCAUCAGCUAGUGGGCUCCUAGAAACAGAGCUUUUGACCAUAUUAGGAGAUGAGGAGAGUCUCAACAUACCUGAUAGUUAUGAUGCAACAGCGAGUGGUGGCAACAAGGGUGAUUCAAGAGAUAGACUUUCCAUGCAGCUGAGUGCUGCAAAAUGGGCUGCAGUGUACCGGGCAUUACGGCCAUUCCUCCGUCCAUUUGGUGAUAGCGGUGAAGGAAGGCUUGAUUUCUAUCAUAGAUCACUUAGUAAAGCU